Moneuplotes crassus is the source of this 747-nucleotide messenger RNA. NCBI's taxonomy places the organism in Eukaryota, Ciliophora, Spirotrichea, Euplotida, Euplotidae. The record is from the annotation of a GenBank genome assembly.
AUGAAUUUUCGUGAACUAAACAUAUCGAACUCUCUUCAGCCGCCCCUUCAGAAUCACAGUUACAUGCAGAGAAGGCGAAGUCAUUUCCAUGAAAUCCCUUUCAGCCUUGAUUCUGAUGAACUAAAUCUGAGCAAGGAAGACUCAGUUUCUUCUAUCAACUCUAGAGAAGAAGUUAUUGAGCUUUCUAAUGAGAAAUCCCAGGGUCGCCCUCGGGGAUAUUACGUUCCCAGGCUUAGCAAAGUAAUUAAAGUCAUCCAUAAGACUGAAGUUGAAAGCAAAGAGGCUCAUAAGAACUUAGACGCGAGACUUCCCUUCAUGCAGACCCCUUGGCCAAGAAUUAAGAGAGGUAAAAGAAUAAAUAGGAAGAGGAAACAAGUUCUUAAUCCAGAGGAUAUUGUUUUCAGCUCAAGAGAUACUCGUAGAAGCUUACCUCAUUUCAAGUGCCAUUCCUCAUCAAUUAUGAAGAACAAGGGCGGGAAUUUAGUAGGCAAGUUACUGGUUGACCAAAAAAUGAAAUUAAAAAGAAACCACCCCAGCAUCGUCAAGACUAAAAAAGCCCAACCACAGAUGAAGAUAGACAUGUCGGAAGAAGUUUUGAAUAAACGAAAAGAAUCUUCAAAUUCAAAAUUAUUUGUUGUUCAGCCAAUCCAUUUUGGGGUCACUUUGGACAAGUUACGGAAUAAGAAUCGACUUGGGACUAAGACUACGAAUCUCAAGUCUAUUAAUAUCUCUGGGAUUGAGAUGUAG